This is a messenger RNA of Poeciliopsis prolifica (blackstripe livebearer), 1935 nucleotides long. RefSeq names its product glutamate receptor U1 (gene grik6). Lineage: Eukaryota; Metazoa; Chordata; Actinopteri; Cyprinodontiformes; Poeciliidae. Gene Ontology annotation, molecular function: transmitter-gated monoatomic ion channel activity involved in regulation of postsynaptic membrane potential; AMPA glutamate receptor activity. Gene Ontology annotation, cellular component: dendritic spine; postsynaptic membrane; AMPA glutamate receptor complex. The record is from RefSeq and is a predicted model, not a curated record. Gene Ontology annotation, biological process: modulation of chemical synaptic transmission; monoatomic ion transport; synaptic transmission, glutamatergic. The coding region runs from base 138 to 1517 and encodes 459 amino acids. The transcript has 10 exons.
AUAGUUUUUAUCUCCACCCACAAAACCUUCAUUGGCUCUCUGCUGACGGACAUGAAGCUGAAAAACUUCGGCUCUCAGCAUUUGGGUCCCGUCUUCAGCUCGGCGCGUUGGGCUCAUCUCAGGUGAACAGAGCCAGGAUGCUGUUUGUGUUUCUUCUUCUGUCCUCUGGGUUUUUCCUGGAUCUGGUGGUGUGUGCUGCAGCACAAUCUGAACUGAGAAUCACAACCAUUAAGCAAGAUCCAUAUACAAUGUCCAAAGGAGGUCAGCUGGAAGGCUUUUGCAUGGAUCUGCUCUCCGAAGUGGCCAAGAAAGUUGGACUCAAGUACAAAGUGAAGCUGGUGAAAGAUGGCGCCUACGGUCGGCAGGAUGAGAGCGGGAACUGGAACGGGAUGAUUGGAGAGGUGGUGAGAGGGGAGGCAGAUCUUGCGAUUGCGCCGCUGACUCUGACUGCAGCGCGGGAGAAAGUUGUGGGCAUGACCAAGCCCUUCAUGCAGACUGGGAUCAGCAUCCUGCUGAGGAAGGACAUCUCAGAGGGAGCAGGUUUCUUUGACUUCCUGUCGCCCUUCGCGCCAGAAACCUGGAUCGGCAUUCUCAUCGCCUACAUGGCCACUGCAGCCAGCAUCUUCAUAGCUGCCAGAGUAAGCCCAUGUGAGUGGAGUGAGGCUCAGACUGAGAGAAACAGAUUCAGUUUCCUCUCCAGCCUGUGGUACGCAGCUGGAGCUCUGACUCUACAAGGUGCUGGUCCUCACCCCAAAGCCCUUUCAGGACGUGUCAUCUGCAGCAGCUGGUGGCUGUUUUCUGUCGUUCUAUUGGCUUGUUAUUUCUCCAACCUCAGCUCCUCCAGAACCUCAGAGUCCAGUCACCUGACCGUGAAAGGGUUCGAGGACUUGGCUGGUCAGGACACCAUCGAGUACGGAUGCCUGGCCGGUUCCUCCACUCUUGCGUUCUUCAAGAAUUCAAACAACCCAGUAUACCGCAGAAUCUACGAACACAUGGAGAGAACGCAGAGCUUCGUGUCGUCUAUGGACGAGGGGGUCAAACGAGCAAAGGAGGGAAACUUUGCCUUCAUCGGAGAAUCGGUUUCUCUGGACUUGGCUGUAGCGCGUCAUUGUGAGCUGGUGAGAGUGCAUGAGGUCAUCGGCAUGAGAGGAUACAGCAUUGCUGCCCCACUUGGUUCCCUGAUCAUAAAGAACCUCAGUGUGGCAAUCCUCCAGCUUAGCGAGGCGGGGGAGCUGGCCUAUCUGCGGAGCAAGUGGUGGGCCAGCAGCUGCAUUACAGACAAGGCCAAACCUGCAGCCGUGCAGCCGUGCAGCCUGAAGGGGAUGUUCCUGGUGCUUGCUCUGGGCCUCGGGCUCGGGACCCUCCUGGCCGUUCUGGAGCUCACCUUUAAGAGUCGCAGAAAGGCAGCCGAACUGCAGAAGUCAUGUUGCACCGUGCUAACCGAGGAGCUCAGUCUGCGCCUGAAGAACAGCAGAGCAGACAAACCCCAGGAGAAUGCAGACAAAGAAAAAGCAUGAAAGACUCAAACUCUCUCUAGUCUGAAAAGUUUGCUCCUUUUAAAUUAAAUCAGUCGUAACUUCAUAGGUUUUUAAAUUUGAUACUAAACUUCUACUCAAGACAAAAACUUUAGAUCAACAGCUGGGCGAUAAAAUCAUUGUUUAUGUUAAGAACUACCAUCUUGUUUUUACAUCUUUUUUUUUAUUUCAGCUUAAAAUUCAGGCCAACUCAAAGGAAACAUGGUUGCCAGAUUGUAAAAAUAUUUUCUAAUCAUUUCUAAUUUCAUUUUAAACAAAAAAGUGAUAAAAAUACAUCGGAUUAGUUAUUUAAAAGAAUCCAAGAUUUCAUUUUUAAACCAUAUCGCCCAGCUGUAAUUUAACCCCAAAAACUCACAUUGCUUUUUACUAAUGGCUUCUAAAUAUAAAUAAGAAUAAUUUU